Molecule: messenger RNA, 2203 nt
Organism: Microdochium trichocladiopsis
Lineage: Eukaryota; Fungi; Ascomycota; Sordariomycetes; Xylariales; Microdochiaceae
Exons: 1
Coding region: 1-2175 (724 amino acids)
Source: RefSeq, a predicted model, not a curated record
AUGGCGGACAACCACCACCAGAACCAGACCGGCUGGCUUCCCCUGCCCAACAUGAACGGCGGGAUAUUGCAGAACGGUGCCAAUAUGCAGACUGGAUGUUAUCCCAGCCCGUUCUUCGCCAUGCCAGCAGCGACGACGGGACAGGUCAUGCCUACGACAAAGGUCACGAACCAGACCAUGGCCAUGCCUACACUGCACAACACGGCCACUGCUGCACAGCCAGUCUACACGCCAGGCCCGGGACAGAUACAUUCCCCUCAGCCUGGAAGCCUGGUAGCAUCUCCUGGCUACCAGACUCUGCCAAAUACUUAUAUCCAAGGAGGCAUGUCUCUCGUCCGGAGCGUCACGCCCACUAGCUUGAACAACGACAACAGCGGCAGUAGCAGCAUCAACACCACCAGCAGUGGUGGCGGCAUCAACAGCAGUGAUGACUCCAAGAAGCCAUUCUACCUGCGACCGGCCUGCCACGAGCCAGCCCCCGUUCUCCCACCCGUGGCCAGCAAAGCCGGAGCCAAACGCAAGAGGGCACCCAAAAACAGUAACGGCAACAGUCGCAGCCCUGGAAAGGCGAACAGAUCCUGUGCGGGAAACAACAACAACAAUAUUGCGUCCACAUCGGCCUCUACUUCAUUUCACAGCGGCGGGGACGGCACUGCUGCUGCUCCAUUCACGUUCCCUAAGGAGGAUGCGGACGGGAGUGCACCGGUGUCUAUGCCAACGCAGCCGGCUUUGAGUGGCAUCCAGCAAAACUACCACCAAUACCACAUCCCGCAGCAGCAGCAGCAGCAGCCAUCCAUAUUCACACCCACAACAGCAACACCACAGCCCACGGUCACCACCGCCACCAUCACCCGCAAGAAGACUACAACGCGCCGUCCUCGUCCUGCUGCUACUGCCGCUGCAGAACCACCACAAGGGGUCCCUCCCGAGGAACCAGACUCCGAGGAAGAAGCCCGCAUCGCCGCGAAGCGGGCAAAGAAGGAGAGAAAGUGCUACAUCAACACGGGCAUCAGCGAGGCCGACAAGGCCCGCAGCCUCGGCCACCAGCUCGACAACGCCCUGGGCGCGGUGGGGGACCGGUACGCGUGGCAGAAGUCGCAGGCGCAGAAGGACCGCGAGGAGGCCGAGGCGUCCCAGCAGCAGUUCGUGGACAGCUUGAUCGCGGCCGGGAUCGCGCGGGAGGCAGAGGCAGAAGAGGAGGAGGAGGAGGCAAAGGAGCGGGAGGAACAAGAGGCAGAGGGGCGAGAGCAGUUGAAUCUGGCUGGACUCUCGACAGCUGCAAUGACUGGCAAUUAUGGCGGUGGUGGUGCUCAUGGCGACGGCACAAUCAACCCGGCUCUGUUGCUCCUCGACCAGCAGCAGCAGCAGAAUACCUUGGAUCAGCUCCAGCCGUUCCCUGAUCCCACAGAGGAGGCACCCUGGGCGAACACGGACUUCCAGAUGGACACUGCGUGGUUGGACAUGGACAGUGAGGACGACGAUCAUGACGAUGACUCGUCCCUGCUCCGUCGUGUACAACCGCCGCCCAUGCGCCUGCGCCGGUACGAGGAGCCGUCGAGCAACUCAGACGACGACGAUCCUCCCUUUGAGAUCGUAGAUCCGUCUCUCGGACAUGUCACGAUCGCAGACCUCCGCUCCAACCGGGCUGGAGCUCCUGGUGGUAUCGUCAACGCACGCCACCCCAACAACAACGAGACCAUGCUCCGCGAGCAAACGCCGCCGAUGGCACCAGAGGAGGAGUCGCUCGACGAGGAAAUCCCUGCCCUAUUCGAGUCUGAAUCCGAGGCACAGAGAGAGAGCGAGGAGGAGCAGCAACAGCGCUGGGCUGGACUCGAACAAGAAAUAGAAGACCUUUUCGAUGGCGACGAGGAGCAGGAGGAGCAGGAGGCGGAUACAAACACCACCAUUUCGUCGCCGCUUUCUCCGCGUACACCGUCGACCGAGCAUCUCGACGGCCUCUUCUCAUGCCAGGAGGAAGAGGAAGAAGAAAAACAGCAAGAUCAAGAGCAGGAGGAGGAGGAGGAGGAUGGCACUGCUCAGAGCUGGACGGUGCUGCAACAUCAGGUGGCGGCGGCACACUCGCUCGACUACCAGAAAUCAGCACCUCCGGUGGUCCAACAAUUCCACAUUAUGGGAGAAGAGGACUCAGAGUCAGAAAUCUCUGAGGAGGAAUAGCAGCGGAAUCGCUUAGCCGCAUUUGUGG